UGUGGAGGCCCUUUCUCGCGGGAGAUUUGCAUCUAACAUGGCGGACAACAUGGCAUGCUUUGUUUGAGAAAGCACAAGGUUUCCAUUUUUAUCAGAAUUUCUUAAAGUUUUACGUCAGCUAUGAUACUGUAUUGAUGACAUGGAGAAGUCAGAAGUUCUUAUCAGUGAGGGUAAUGGACUUAUGAGCGUCAAACACCUCGAGGAGAGCUUAAAAGCCGUCUGUUUUAUCCAAGCGGUGAUCCGAGACAAUGUCACCAAAAAAGAGCGCCUAAGGCGAGGAAGUGGUUUCUAUGCCAGUGUUAACGUCAUGGGGAUUCAGCAUUUUGGUAUUUUCACCAAUAAUCAUGUGAUUGAAGCAGACCAUGAGGCCCAGAUGGCUGAAGCCAUAUUUGGUUAUAACAGUAAUGGAGAAGGGAGGAGUGUAAGACUCGAUCCGCAGAUCAUAUUCCGGACAAACAAGGAUCUUGAUUACACCUUCAUAGGAGUCAACAAAUCUGAUUUAGAUUCACUAGCCAUCAUACCUAUCCGAUUUCUACCAGAGCCAGUGACUGUAAGACAAGGUGAUGAGGUGUUUAUUUUCCAGCAUCCAAAAGGCCGACCCAAAGAGUUCAGCCAUGAGAAAAUACUGCACAUAGAAAGACCAUUUGUGUAUUACAGAGCUGAUACAGAGACAGGGUCUUCAGGCUCUCCUGUACUGUGGAAGCUCAAGUUGCUGGCUGUACAUCAGAAAGGCAGUGAUGAAUUGAAUUAUAAUAAAGGGACCCUGUGUAGUGAGAUCAUCUCUCAUCUCAACAAUGGAAAAUAUACCCAACCACAAAUGGUGAUGUUAUCAGAUAGUCAGGACAGGGAAAUUGAUGAAGAAGACCUACCAUCUCCAGCCAAAAGACAAAGAAUGCAACAAGGGAAUCAAUACCUUCCUGGUUCCCCAUCAGAAGAAGAACUUGAUUCACUGGCAAAAGAGAUAGUUAAAGACUGGAAACACCUAGGAAGAAAGCUUAAAGUCCCAAACUGUACAAUUGAAGAGAUCAGCCGUGACCAUGUACAUUACCAAGGCAUGAGGGAAAAGGGAUUUCAAAUGUUGGUUUCUUGGAAAGACAGUGAGUUGUUUAGCUAUGAGACAUUGGGGAUAGCCCUGAAAGCCAUGGACAAACACCAGCUAGCUAGGAAAUACUGCAUGAUGAAAAAAUAACAUACUUCAAUAUAAACUACAUUACAGACUUAAAAGAGUAUCUAUUUAUUAUAUACAUGUUUUACAUGGAAAAUAGGAGCUACAUUUUUUUAUAUUUCUUAACCCAUUUACUAGGAGUAUGGAUUUUAUCGAGAGGUAUAACUUGGUAGGCUCUAUGGUGUAUAUCAUUUUUAAAAUAUUGUAAAAAUAUGUAAAAACUAUUAUGUAAAUCUAUAUAUAACGUCUUUAAAAGAUCUAGUUGCCUUUCAA
This is a messenger RNA of Nematostella vectensis (starlet sea anemone), 1438 nucleotides long. RefSeq lists its product as uncharacterized. The record is from RefSeq and is a predicted model, not a curated record. Bases 140 to 1189 code for a protein of 349 amino acids. NCBI's taxonomy places the organism in Eukaryota, Metazoa, Cnidaria, Anthozoa, Actiniaria, Edwardsiidae. Gene Ontology annotation, molecular function: protein binding. Gene Ontology annotation, biological process: signal transduction. The transcript has 5 exons.